GCUGGAUGGGAGAGAUAGACAGAGGGAGGGAUACAGACAACCGAUAUAGAAACACAUUGAGAGCCACGGAGGUAAAGCCAGGCUACAGACGCAGAAAGAUAUAAGGUCUGGACAUCAAUGCUCUCUCCACUGGCUGGGGAAUAAUAACUGCAGGAAGUGACUGGAGGAUAUGGAGAACGGGGGAAACAGAGAGAAGAUGGAUGUACAAACGGAGAACAUGGACCCCCCACCUUGUGAAUCCCAGGCGAGUGGAAAAAUCAGAAAAGGAUUCAAGCUGUUUGGUAAACGCAAGCCAGGGAACAUCUUUUCUAUUCGAAGCAAAGGGGAUGGAAACAACAAGUCACCUGUUAACAAGAGCAAAACCAUAGAUGGAGUAUCAGAGAACGCUGCAGCAGAUUCAGAGCAGGAGCUGGAUAAGGAAAGGGGACAGGAGGUGAGUCAAGGAGAGAGGGAGCAGUCAGAUGAGGAGCAGCUUGAGGAAUAUGGCGUUAUGGCUGCUGCUCCACCUCGCGCCUCCAUUUCUUCAACUAGCUCAGUCAAGUCCCUCAGCUUCCUGUCGUUGCUGAGGGGUGGCCGGAGAGGAGUAGGGGACCGUAGAGUCCAAACUGUAUCUCAGCCUAUGGGGAGGCAACGGCGGGGGCUGAAGGGUCUCUUUAACAAUGUUAAGUUCCGGGCAAAAGAUAAAGAGGAAAAGGAGGAAGCGCCUCCGAGCCCACUUCUCAUGUUGUCCCGCGCCAGCAGUGUGGAAAUCAUCAAAGAGGACAUGACCCUAACCCCAAAAUGCCAGCCGCGCUCUCUGGAGAGCCCAAAGACUGAGAGCUGUGAGGCGAGCAAGAUUUUAACAACACAGGACAGUGCAGCCACGUCCCCAUCAGAGACCACAACUCCUCAGGCGACAGCAAGAAAUGUGAGUAGAGCUAACGAGCAUGUGCCAACUUUACCCACUUCUGAACCGCCCUUGGUACCUGGCGAUAACAGCCUCAGCUGCCUGCUUGCAGACAUCUCCUCUCUCCUGACCUUUGACUCAAUAUCCGGGGGUGGAGACAUCAUGGCCGAUGUGGAGGCAGAGUGGGGAAGAGCCAGCAGUCCAAUCACUGCUGCUGGGACUGAUGCCACACCGUCAUACACAUCUAUCUUCACCAAACCCACCAUGUCACGUCCACUGACCUCCGUUAGCACUGCUGCUACGGCAAAACCACCUCCCGUAGCCGUCCCCACAAUAGCCUCCACCCAAGGGACAAAGACAGCUGCGACCUCUUCUCCCGUUUCCAGGCCGAGCUCCAUCAUCACGACGUUGACAAAAGCGUCCACUUUGACAAGUAACUCAAUCAAAUUAAGCUCGGACUUUACUCCAUCCUCUGUCCCUUAUGCUAGCAUUAAAAUUACAUCAACUCCUACUUCAAUCUCAACAAAAUCCUCCACUCCCCCUGUAACAUUUACAAGCUUUAAGGCUCCUACAAUAUCUCCUUCAACGACAAAUAAAUCCACACUGAGCGCCAACUCUAAUACUAUAACAGCUCCUCCGAACACCCCGGUCACCGUAGCCAAGGCUCCCUCAACCAGUCCAAAUCUUACGUGUACGGCUAGCAAAUUAGCAUCAGAGAUUACAUCACUUCCUCAAACUACUGCUUCAGUAAGUAAACCUUUGACUGUAGCUACUUCAACCCCUGCAUCAGCUAAACUUCCCCCACUAACCCAAAGCCCUCCCACCCCUGUUGUUUUUACACAACCUCCACCUGCUAAAUUGGAUACAGCUAGUAGUUUGAACCUGCAAACUUCCACUUCCUACAAACCAUCCCUCAGUUCAGCUGCAGGACAACCUAAAGCCCCAGUGAUAAUCUCCCCAGUUUGUGCUGCUUCUACCAAACCCGAACUGGUUAUGCCCCCCAAGGUGACCAUGGUUCCCACAUCAGCUACAACCCCAGGCUUGGUCUAUGCACCCAUUUCCAAGCCUACUCUCAACUGUAGUCCACUGGAUUUAAAUAAGGCCCCUCCUUCCCUUGCAAAAGUUCCAGAUAUCCUCCCUUCCUCUAAACAGACUGCUGUUACUAAAACCCAGCCCACCCCUGUGUCUGUCCUAGCUCCAUCAUCAACUUCUUUAGAUAAGAUUCCUCCCAUGACUAAACCUCCUUAUGCACCAGUCUCUUUAGAUAAGAUGGCCCCUGCUCCCCCAUCCAUCCCAACCCCUGCUCCUCAUGCUGUUUUUACAGCCUCUCCAGCACCUCCUCCUCCAGUUCAAAUCCCAGCCUCUCAACCUAAAGCCCCUCCUGCUCAAAUCCCAAAUUCUGCACCUAAAGAUUCACCUACUCCUGCUCCAAUGCAAGUUUCUCAAUCUAAAUACCCUCCUGCCCCUGCUGAUACCCCACUUUCUGUAGCAGAACCCCUCCUGCCCCUGUUCAGAUCCCAGUUUCUGUAUCUAAACCCCCUCCUGCCCCUGUUCAGAUCCCAGUUUCUGUAUCUAAACCCCCUCCUGGCCCUGUUCAGAUCCCAGUUUCUGUAUCUAAACCCCCUCCUGCCCCUGUUCAGAUCCCAGUUUCUGUAUCUAAACCCCCUCCUGCCCCUGCUCAGAUCCCAGUUUCUGUAUCGAAACCCCCUCCUGCCCCUGCUCAGAUUCCAGUUUCUGUAUCUAAACCCCCUCCUGCCCCUGUUCAGAUCCCAGUUUCUGUAUCUAAACCCCCUCCUGCCCCUGUUCAGAUCCCAGUUUCUGUAUCUAAACCCCCUCCUGCCCCUGUUCAGAUCCCAGUUUCUGUAUCUAAACCCCCUCCUGCCCCUGUUCAGAUCCCAGUUUCUGUAUCCAAACCCCCUCCUGCCCCUGCUGAGAUCCCAGUUUCUGUAUCUACUGAGCUUUCUGCCCCUGUACAAAUCCCAGUUUCUGUAUCUAAACCCCAACCUGCUCAGAUCCCAGUUUCUCAACCUAAACCCCCUCCUGCACAGAUCCCAGUUCCUCAACCUAAACCCCCUCUUGCACAGAUCCCAGUUUCUCAACCCAAACCACCUCCUGCACCAACCCCUGCCCCUAGCCCUGUCACUUCUCCUCCUUCGACCCCUGCAUCUUGGCCGGGUGAGGCCUCAGCUUCUGCUAGGAUGCGAGGAAGUGGACAGGCAUCAGUCGAUGGCGAACUGA
This is a messenger RNA of Eleginops maclovinus (Patagonian blennie), 3124 nucleotides long. Its product is annotated as mucin-5AC. The coding region runs from base 170 to 3124 and encodes 984 amino acids. The transcript has a single exon. Gene Ontology annotation, cellular component: plasma membrane. Gene Ontology annotation, biological process: regulation of canonical Wnt signaling pathway. Gene Ontology annotation, molecular function: beta-catenin binding; phosphatidylinositol-4,5-bisphosphate binding. The record is from RefSeq and is a predicted model, not a curated record. Lineage: Eukaryota; Metazoa; Chordata; Actinopteri; Perciformes; Eleginopidae.